This is a messenger RNA of Pseudogymnoascus verrucosus, 3718 nucleotides long. RefSeq lists its product as uncharacterized. Gene Ontology annotation, biological process: phospholipid transport. NCBI's taxonomy places the organism in Eukaryota, Fungi, Ascomycota, Leotiomycetes, Thelebolales, Thelebolaceae. The transcript has 2 exons. Gene Ontology annotation, molecular function: lipid binding. Gene Ontology annotation, cellular component: ERMES complex; endoplasmic reticulum. The record is from RefSeq and is a predicted model, not a curated record. Bases 216 to 3053 code for a protein of 945 amino acids.
CUUAAAGCCUACCCCGCUACCCAGGUCGUUCUGAAUAAUGUCGCUAAACUUCAUUGGUCAGCGUCGGCCGUGCACCCGCCUUGCACCCACCACCUCAACUUCAGAUGACACCUUGCUGGCUGAGGAGGAUCUUCCUACCCGACGUGCGUCAUCGCCAACCCCACGUAACCUCUAUCUGGGCUGUGCGUGUAGUCCGAGACGCCUAUUGAUAGACCAUGAUGGGAGGAGUCACCUAUUUCCUUCUCGUCUAUCUUCUUGGUGGCCUUACCUUUCUUCCCUUCCUCGUUGUGGUCCUCAUCCUACACGCUUACCUGACAUUCCCCGUCCGCGAGACCACGACAGAGGUGCCAGGAGCACCGAGAAGCAACGGCCUUUUGCGGGAUGGCGACCGAGCGGAUGCUAUCAGAUCGGCUUCCAAGAAUUUGGACGAGAAGUUUCAGUCUCGCAGCUCCCAAGAGUCUGACGUAGCUGCUGGGUAUUUCGCCGUUUGCCGCGAAUAUGUCCCUGGAGGCAUUAAUGGCAAACCGCCGGAGAGAACAACUCCUACGGGCUCUACAGUUGUCACUUCACCGAGCCCAAGUGUAUACCAAAGUAUGUACCGCAGCAUAUUCGACCGAAGAAAGGACACAAAUCCAUUGGAUAUCAAGGGCGCCGGGAAGCCAACCAGUAAAGGCGGAAAUGUAUUUUAUGUUGUGUUAAGGCAUCAACAUAUCCUACUCUUCGACACUGAGGAACAACUCGAAGUCCGCUAUGUGCUAUCCCUGGCACACCACGAUGUCAGUAUAUAUGGCGGAGGCGAGGAAAUACCAGACGGGGAGCUUUUUAUCAAGCGAAAUGCCAUAUGCUUGACCCGUAGAGCCGACGUUGGAGAAAUGACGCCCGACGGAACACCUUCGAAACCUUUUUAUCUAUUUACCGAUAGUCUUUCUGAGAAGGAAGACUUCUAUUUCGCAUUACUGAAAAAUAUGCAAAAACGACCUGAAGAUUCAAACAAUGUCCCCAAGCCUCUACAGUUCGAUGUCAAGCACAUUAUUGAAUUGGUUCAACGGCUACAUUCAUCCGAGGAGAAUAUGCAGAUACGGUGGUUCAACGCUGUCCUAGGAAGAAUAUUCCUCGGCAUUUACAAAACGCCGGAUGUCGAGGCCUUUAUUAGAGCCAAGAUUACCAAAAAGAUAUCGAGAGUGAAGAAGCCUGCAUUUCUGUCCAAGAUUAUCAUUCGAAACAUUGAUAUGGGUGAGGGGGCCCCAUAUAUCACUAAUCCGCGUUUAAAAGACCUUACCGUCGACGGCGACUGUACGAUUGAAGGCGACAUGCUUUACACAGGUAAUUUCCGCGUUGAAAUAGCCGCAACUGCAAGGAUAGAACUCGGCUCAAGGUUCAAGGCCAGGGAGGUAGACUUAGUCUUGGCGGCUACCGUUCGCCGCGUUGAGGGGCACAUGCUUCUUAGAAUUAAGCCGCCACCAAGCAACCGUCUUUGGAUGACUUUCGAGACCGCUCCACGAAUAGAUAUGUCUAUCGAGCCAAUUGUCAGCUCCAGACAAAUUACCUACACUCUGAUUCUCCGCCAGAUAGAGAACAGGAUCAAGGAGGUCAUUGCUGAGUCCAUUGUUAUGCCAUUUUGGGACGACCUUGCGUUUUUCAAUACGGAUGGAAAAAAGUGGCGAGGCGGUAUCUGGACAGACAGCGAACUGUCUCGGCCAUCACAACCCCUUGAAACAAUAAUUGCCGAGGAUGGAGAUGUAGACGAGCUGGAGCAAAUAGAAAACCAAACGUCUUCUCCGCCUCUUCCGCCGCUGGGGAAGAGCAUGAGUACCCCCGCGCUGGAAACCAGCCCACAUGUAGAGUCUUUUGCUCGGAAAACCGCGAAGUCGGUCUUCAACAUGGGGCCUUCCAAAAAGAAUGCUUCGUCUACAAGUGUCGAAACAAAGUCGUCGGUGACUUCUAAUAAGCCAAAAUCCAUCAGGAAGCACUCAUUCGCGAGUGCUGUUGUAAGCACCGAUAAUACCAAUAUCGACGCGCUCAAGCUCGAAAGCCCUUCAGACCACAGUGCAGCGGCUUCUACCAUGGCUGCUCUAUCAGCAAGGUCGCCUCCACCUUCAACAACGGCCAGCCCUGUUGGGUCUCCGUCUAAGCCUUCAAGUAUAUUGAAAACAAAGUCUGGCAGUAUGUCGUCGUUUUCCUCACGAGAAACAGAUAGUGUCGAAUGUGCUGGACUCGACUCCACAAUUUGUGAUGAAUUGAGAGCAGCAGAUGGAGAGAGCCUCAAAAUAAACCAGCACAAAGGCGAAGCAUCAUUGGCAGAAAGCCCUAGCAGCCUAUCCGAUAGUUCUCACGCUGAGUCUAUACGCCCUUCUCGCCUAGGAAUUAUCGGCCAAGACGCAAAUGGUUCACUGAACGUGGUGGAGGAUUCAGAAGCCGGAGCUAGUGUUAGCAGAGGAUCAACCUCAAAACGGAAUACUCUUAGCGCAGUCGCCAGUGCAGCUGAAAACGCUCGAAAAUGGGGGUUAAACGCGCUACAAAGAAGCCGUGACCAAACAAAGCUCUCCAUGGCUUCUGAACUUGGGAGUGAAACACCCGAUUUGACACAGCCAAUGGGUCGCGGGAAACCAUUACCGCCUCCUGGCACGCCUUUACCUCCUCCAGACAGAAGGACCAAAACUGCGCCUAUCCCAGUUCCAAAACGCAGACCACUCCCUCCUCCACAUAUGGCCCGACAACCGUCUGAAGUCAAGGCUCGAAGGUCUGCAUCUUCCAACAUGUCCCAUCAAGCCCCACCACUACCUAAGCGGCAUUCUCGCAAUGACAAUGCCGUCUCACAGGAAGGUGUACUUGUCGUCGCAGCUCCAGACUCUGAGCCGGUGUCCCCAACAGACGACUCCGCAAAUACUCAUAUUUCUCAUUGGGAAGGCGGCGACAAUGAUGACGAAGCCCACGGUCACUCUAGCACACCCGCAAAGGAAGGUCCUCUCUUGCCCGCAAAUGUACUAGAAGAUACCGAGAGCCUGCACAACCCAUCCAGCAGGGAUGGAAGCACCGGAAUUUCUGAAUGUUAGAAAUUGUAUAAUCAAGUACAUUUUGAUCGACCUUUGGAGGGUUCCAAAGUAUGCCCUGUAUUGCGCCACGAAGCCUCGACCCUUUACUCCGGCGAUACACUUCACUGCGAUCUUAUUGUCAACCUGUGCCUGGAUAAACAACUCCAACGGGAUCCUCGCCACCUUUUUGCGGUGAUGCUAUUAUUUCAUACUCGUCGUCAUGCCAAUCAGCUUGUUUCCGCUUGACCUUGGCCACCAGGGAAACUAUUGACUUUCGCAGACAUUCGAUCAGAUAUUCCCACCAUCAGGCUCCUUGGCAAGUUCCAUUUAUAUAUAACGGAGCACCACUUGCAAGUAGUCUAUGUUACAGAGUCAAUGAGUGAAGCUAGAUGGAAAGCAAUCCCCACACAGACAAAACCGACUAUUCUGGUUGUGUUUAUCUCCUCCGACUUCUUAUCAUUAAAUACCUUAUAGUGAGUGGUAGUAAGAGCUACUCUGGCAAGAGACGUUUGGGGGUUUCGUCAAAUAAAUAUAUACUAUAACAGUGAAAUGAUAAUAAAUCGUACUCCAGUACUAAGAUAGCCCUUGGAUUUUCAUAAAGUCUCCUCCAAGGACCUCGUUAUUGGUGGUUGUGACAUUUUCUUGGCUUACUGCCCACUUGUACCUGGAGAUUACGUGGAGAGGCG